AUGUCACAGUCAGCGCCGCCAAUCAUCCAGCCCGCCAGGUUCUCUGCUCCCGCGGGUGAAUCUGUGUUGCCUGUCCAGCGCAAGACUUACUGGAUCACUGCUACCACCGUCCAGCCGCACACGCAACCCACGCCCUCACAACGCACGGAGCUGCUUGGCUUCCCCUCCUGUCCGCAGAAGAAGUCCAAGCUUGUCCCCCAGCUAGCAGCAGAAGAACACCGGGCCGCCAGAUGGGCAGCUUAG
Puccinia triticina is the source of this 243-nucleotide messenger RNA. RefSeq lists its product as uncharacterized. The record is from RefSeq and is a predicted model, not a curated record. The transcript is spliced from 2 exons. NCBI's taxonomy places the organism in Eukaryota, Fungi, Basidiomycota, Pucciniomycetes, Pucciniales, Pucciniaceae. Bases 1 to 243 code for a protein of 80 amino acids.